Aureobasidium subglaciale EXF-2481 is the source of this 1134-nucleotide messenger RNA. RefSeq lists its product as uncharacterized. NCBI's taxonomy places the organism in Eukaryota, Fungi, Ascomycota, Dothideomycetes, Dothideales, Saccotheciaceae. The record is from RefSeq and is a predicted model, not a curated record. Gene Ontology annotation, cellular component: cytosol. Gene Ontology annotation, biological process: glycerol catabolic process. The transcript is spliced from 3 exons. Bases 1 to 1134 code for a protein of 377 amino acids. Gene Ontology annotation, molecular function: glycerone kinase activity.
AUGGCAGCAUCAACGACACAAUCAGCCACGCCGGCUGUAAAAGAGACGUUCCACUUCAUCAACAAGCCAGAAGAUGCCAUCAACGAAGCAUUGGCAGGCCUAACCCACAUCCACCCAAAUCUCUCCUACAACCCCCCCUACAAAAUUCUCUACCGCACCGACCUCUCCACCUUCCGUAAUACACACGUAACAACAAUCGGCUUCAGCGGCGGCGGCCACGAACCAAUGUUCGGCGGCUUCGUAGGCCACAAUUACCUCUCCGCCUACGUGAGCGGAAACAUCUUUGCUUCCCCCACCGCCGCUCAAAUCUACGAGGCCAUUCGUAUGUGUCAGCCCACCGACGGGAGUGAGAGUAAAGGCACAUUGGUGGUUUGCGGUAAUUAUACGGGUGACAUACUUAAUGCUGGAUUGGCAAUUACAAGGGCACAGGCUAGUGGCUAUAAGGUGAGGUUUGUGCCUGUGGGUGAUGAUGUUGCUGUUGGCAGGAGGAAGGGGGGUAAAGUGGGGAGGAGGGGUUUGAGUGGCCAUCUUGUGGCAUUGAAGAGUGCUUGUGCACUUGCUGCCAAGGGAGAAAGCCUGGAGCGUGUGACGGAGGUCAUGGAGUAUGUGGCUGCAAAUGUUGGAACUGUUGGAGUUGCUUUCGACCGUGUCGCAUUGCCCAAUGCCACUCUCACAGACUUGCAAUCUCUCCCACCAGCCACCAUCGAACUCGGCAUGGGCGCACACGGCGAACCAGGUCUCCGCCAACUCAACCCCAUUCCCUCCACCGAAGCACUAACAUCCCAAAUGCUUGACCUCCUCCUCGACAUCUCCGACACCGACCGAGCAUUCAUCCCCUUCUCCGCCUCAUCUCACCCCAAAACCGACAAUGAAGUCGUGAUCCUCCUAAACUCACUCGGUAGCACAAGCGACGAAGUUCUUGCACGGUUUGCAGAACUCGCUAUUGAUGAGUUGAAGCAAAGAGGUUUUGUGGUCAAGAGGGUUACGCUUGGGCCUUUGGUCACUAGUCUGAAGAUGAGUGGGUUUGGCAUUACGAUUUGGAGAUUGCCACCUGUUGAUGGCGAGGCGAUGACACGAGAGGAGGCUUUAGAGCUGUGGGAUACCAAGGUUGAUGUCGCUGCCUGGAGGCAGUAA